Molecule: messenger RNA, 4544 nt
Organism: Argiope bruennichi
Lineage: Eukaryota; Metazoa; Arthropoda; Arachnida; Araneae; Araneidae
Gene: Mo25
Product: protein Mo25-like
Exons: 8
Coding region: 201-1205 (334 amino acids)
Biological process (GO): intracellular signal transduction
Molecular function (GO): protein serine/threonine kinase activator activity
Source: RefSeq, a predicted model, not a curated record
ACUUUAGUAGAUUUUGGUUAAAUUUCGUUUUGAGUGAAUUCGGGAAAGUUGUAAAUAUUUUUACUGAUUGAUAUUAAAUUGAAUUAAUAUUCCUACUGGGUACGUUUGUUUUAUUUUACAAGAGCUUUCUUUCCAUUUCAAGCAUAAAUGUCUUGGAUUUAAUCUCUAAUUAGACUUCAGUAGUAGAAAGUAUAGCAAUUAUGCCAUUAUUUGGAAAGUCUCAAAAGAGUCCUAGUGAGCUGGUCAAAGUCUUGCGAGAAGCAAUUGUUGCUUUGGAAAAAGGAGAUAAAAAGGCUGAAAAGGCACAAGAAGAUGUCUCUAAGCACUUGGCCCUCAUGAAGACAAUGCUGUAUGGUAGCAGUGAUCAAGAACCCAAUUCUGAUAUUGCUGUGGCACAGUUAGCACAAGAACUGUACAACUGCAAUAUGCUAUUGCUUCUUGUUCAGAACCUGCCAAGAAUAGAUUUUGAGGGCAAGAAGGAUGUUGUUCAAAUCUUCAGCAACAUUCUCAGGAGACAAAUAGGGACACGAUUACCUACGGUUGAGUACAUUUGUACAAAGCCUGAAAUUUUAUUCACUUUAAUGAAAGGGUAUGAGAAACAAGAUAUUGCCUUGAAUUGUGGCACAAUGCUUCGAGAAUGCAUUCACUAUGAAGCAUUAGCAAAAAUUAUCCUAUAUUCAGAUGAGUUUUAUAAUUUCUUUAGAUAUGUUGAGGUAUCUACAUUCGAUAUUGCGUCCGAUGCCUUCUCCACAUUUAAGGAAUUAUUAACUAGGCACAAGGUUCUGUGCUCUGAAUUUCUUGAAGUGAAUUAUGACAGAGUUUUCAGCCAUUACCAGCAUUUAUUGAAUUCAGAAAAUUAUGUUACUAAAAGGCAGUCUCUGAAAUUGCUAGGUGAAUUGCUAUUAGACCGUCACAAUUUUACAAUCAUGACUAGAUAUAUCAGUUCUCCUGAUAAUUUGAAAUUGAUGAUGAAUAUGCUGAAAGAAAGAAGUAGGAAUAUACAGUUUGAAGCUUUUCAUGUUUUCAAGGUGUUUGUAGCCAAUCCUAACAAGCCUAAACCAGUGUUAGAUAUUUUAUUGAGAAACAAGGAUAAGCUAGUGGACUUUUUAUCGAAUUUUCACACUGACCGUUCGGAUGAUGAACAGUUCAACGAUGAGAAAGCCUAUCUAAUCAAACAAAUCAAAGAGCUUAAACCAGAUGAUUAGCAGACAAAAAAUAAAUUUAGAUCUAGCUUUUUUGGGGGAAAACAUGAAAGAAAUUGUGGCUAUAGACCAUCUAAAAAUAUUACUUCCAUUAGGUUAAGCUGUAGAUAUUGUGUAUAUCAAGCUCAUGUUUUGAUGCAACAGAUGAGAAAUGUGCAUGACAGGAAUAUCAGUGUCCAAUUUUAUUGAUAUUGUGUUUAUUUUACAAUAAAAGCAGAGUUAAUAAAGACUGAAAAUAUAUCUGUUGAUAUUGUUUCCCUUUGUAAACAGUUCAGGUCCUUGAAAUUAAGCAUUUUUGUUUUAUGUGUUGAAGAAAUUGUGUUUUCUCUUUUUUUUAUGUAAUUAUUUUGUCACAGUAUUUGUUGAUCUCUCGGCAUUAGCGACCCCCCCUCUCUCUCUCCUCUGCGUCAUAAAUGUUUUUCUGUUUUUAAUUGAAAUAUAUUUUUCCAUAUGACAGAGGAAAAUGCACUUUUGUAAUUUUAUUCUUAUGCCUACAGUACUGUAUGUGCUUUGAAAGAAAAGAUGCUUGAACUAUUUUGUAUACAUUUUAUUGUAUUUUCAGUCUGAAGUAAAACUUGUCUUGGAAUUAUGUUUUGCAGCAUAAAGUUUUUCUGAGCUAUAUUUACAGUAUUUUUAAUGUAUAUAUAGUGAUGAUUUUUUAAAAAGAUAUCACUGCAAUUCAGUUCGAUGAUUGCAACUUAAUAAAUUUAGAAUUUCUUGUACUUCUUAUUUCAUUAUGCAACUUUGAAUAAACAUGAAAUAAAAUUAUUUACUGAAAAUAUGAGGAUAAAAUCUGCUUAUUUUAAUUUGAUGUUAAAAAUAUAAAAUUUGUUAUCUAAUUUAUUAUUUAAAUAAUUUUUUAAGAUUUUUUUAAAUAUGUGUGAACUGGUAUCACACAUUUAUGGCCAACAAGAAUUUGUGAAGUGUAAUUUGUUUCAAUAUUUUCCUCUUUAUAAUAAUAAGAUUCUUAUUGAAAUGCAGUUAAUUAUUUUUAAUAAGUUGUAUAAUAAUAAAGCAGUACAAAUCUGUAAAAUAUGUAAAACUUUUUUAAUUGAAAAAUUUUUCCUUUCAUUAUUUUGAUGUAAAUUUAAUUAACCAUCUGUAUCACUUUAGUUCUAAACAGUGAUGGAUUUAAGAAAAUAUUUUAUCACUCUUAUAUAUUUAAUCAAACUACUUUUUUCAAGAAAAUUUAGGUAUGCAGGGUAAAUUUGCAUCUGAAAAAUGUAUUUAUAUGAAUAAAAGAAAGUGUAUUAUAAGAUAUUUUAAGUGCAUAAUUCAAACUUUACAAAAUAAAGAUAUCUGGAUUUAUAUAAUAGGAAAAACCUAUUUUUCUGAUUACAUUCUACUCAAUGUAAUGCCUGUUUAGAAAUAUGAUUUUAUAAACACUUAAAUGUAACAACUUUUUAAAUAAUAUAAACUGUAGCUGUCAUUGAGGAAUAUUCUUAAAUCUAAUACAGUAAUUUUAUUAAAAGAUUGGUGGAUUUUUAAAAAAAAUAUGCAUUAAUGAUUUUUUCAUUGUUAUGGUAUUAUUUUCCGUAUAAAUUUAAUCAUAAAUGAUAUUUAUUAAUUAUUUUUACAUAAAAUAUUUUUGAAACAUCUAAAUUAUUAUAAAAAUAGAUUAUUGCAAUAAAAAGUAGCAAAACUGCCAAACUAGGAUAUUUCAGUUAAAACUAUUUUCAUAUAUUAAGUGUUCGUUUCAUCUUUUUAUCUCAUUUAUGAGUUAAAGUUUUGUAGGCCUUUAUUUAAACCAUUUAAAUUGAGAUUAAUUUAUUCAUUAGUAGAUUCUUUCUUGUCUUGUAUCCUUUUAUUUGGUUGUUGAAGGUUGUAGGAAAAUCCUUUUCUUUGUAUUUUUUUUGUGAUAAUUUUAGUGAUGUAAAAUUUCUCAUUAUAUUUAAAUGCUAUUUUUUUUGUGCUAUUAUGUAAAGCUGAUAUCCAAAUAGGUAUAAAUGCAAUAUAGUGUGAAUUUGUGUCAGCAUUUAGUUUAGCCAAGUAUUUUAAUUCAGCUAAUAUUUUAUUAGGAAUAUGUUUGUGUGUAAAGGAAAAGGUUUUUUUAAAUUCCAUUAUAACAUUUUUCGUAACAAAUUUUGUGUAUAACAUGACAAUGAGUUUACAUGUGAGGGCUUCCUUUAUCUGCAUUUGUGAUAACAUUACUUAAGAAAAUGUUUAAUUUUCUUUGUUUGUAUAGGAACACAAAAUUGUUGAUUUUUAUAAAAUUUAGUGUUGAAUUACAUCAAAUUAUAAGUGUAGUUAUACAUUGUCUUUUUUGGCUUGGUAAAAUAUUGUGAAUAUUUAAGCUAAAUAAACAUAAUAUUUGAAAAAAUAUUUAAGUAAAGUCAUCUAUGACUUUUUAAAAUUUUGAAUUUCUGAGUAUUGGUAAAAUUUUUGAACUUUUAUUUUUUUUGCUGCUGAUUAAAUAUCAAUUUAAAAUAUAUCAUGCUUAAACCCAUUUAAUUUCAAACUUAAUUUGUUCAUUUAGACUUAUUUUAAUACAUUUUAUUUCUUCUUUUCAAAUCAGUAAAUGCAAUUAUUGAGGUCCAACUGUUGGCAUUGUGUGUUUGCAGUUACUUUUGUAAAACUGUAAUGCUAAAUUAAUAGCUAGUAGAUAAUUUAGGAAUAUCAAUAUAUGCCUUAUGAUUUUUAUUGUUGUUGAUAUAAUUGCUUUGUUUAUAAAAUGGGAACAAACUGUGGAAGAAUUGAUAACUGUUUCUUAAUACAAAAAAAUCUGUAAGUUGUAUUCUAGAAACUUGCCUUUGAAAUGUAGAUUUUUUUUUUUUUUUUUUUUUUUUUCUAUAAAUGGGGAAAAAAUGUAAAACAAUUAUAGAAAAAAACUUUUUUAAAUGAGACUUUUGGGGUCUUUAAUGUUUUAUGUCAAGUAAUUCUAAAUUUUCCUACCAUAUUAUUUGUUAUUGUGAAUUAAUUUUAAUGCUGGGGAAGGGAGGCCAUUUUUAAAUAAAUUUAUUAUGAUUAACUCAAUAAAUUUUGUUCUAUUUAUAUCAUAAUUUUAAUAAAAAAUACAAUGAAUAAGAUUGGGAAAAGUAUAUUAAGGCUCUGGGAUUGAGCAAUAUCUCCCCCCUUUUUUUAUAGAUUCUAAAAUUGCUAAACCAUUUGAAAAUAUUAAAGUAAAAAUAAAGCAAUUUAACUGUUAUUUGGAAUAGACAGGGAAUAGAAGAUUAUUUUAUUUUCUGAACCUCACAUAGGAAUGUGCCUGCGUGUUUAUAUGUAUGAAUAUGUUAGUGAGUAUAUAUAUACACACAUGCAUAGUUUAUAUUUGUAUAACCAACACAUGUUAUAAAUUGUUUUUUGAUCCUAUUAAUUAUCUGAAAUAAAAUUUUAUGAAGUGUA